GCCAAAGCCAUUGUGCCAUCAUGAGGCCGUAUCUGCUGAAUGGGUAAGUGCCCAAGCAGAUCCACGCUGCAGGAAGGACCCAUGGACAUCCAUUGCUGUCUGCAGGCACUCUCGCCCUCUGACGUACGUUAUGUUCAACCGGGAUGGAGAUCUCCUGUUCACUUGCGGCAAGGUACGCUUGUGUGCAACACAGACGCAGCGCGUCACUCGCGGGUGUCCUCCUGUGCACCGUGCGUGUGUGUUGUGUCGGUCAGGACAAGAAGGUCAACGUGUGGUACUCAUCCAACGGCGAGAGGAUAGGUGAGGAGGCUGAAACUGACAGAUUCGCUCAAGGCGGACAGCUCUUCUCACGUCGCAUGUGUACUCCAGGCACAUACGACGGACACAACGGUGUGGUGUGGUGUCUGGACGUCACCUAUGACUCGAAGAGGCUCAUCACUGCUGGAGCAGGUACGCUGAUCACAACUGCCUAUGCCCAGACCAUCCAUCCCCACAUCGCCUGUCUGUCUGCCAACUCAUGCAGACGAGUGCUGCAAGGUGUUUGACAUGGAGACCGGCGAGCAGCUGGCGGAGAUCAAGGAGAAAGGUCCCUGCCGAUGGGUUCAGUGGUGCCGCAAACCAAACGACCAGAACAAGGUGGUCGUCGCCCGCGACAGGUUCAGCGAGGCCAAGGGACCUGCCGCCAUCAGCAUAUGGAAGGUGGGCUCGUCAGCUGAUGAUGACAGGGACGAUGAGGACGGUGCCGGGCCCAAAUCCACACGUAUCCUUGAGAUCACAGACCUCCCCUCCAAGACCACCACCGUGAGUGUGGGGUGCGUGGAUGGGGUGUCUCAUCUGAGAGCCGGACUUGGGCUUGUGUCUGUGUGUUUCAGGUUCACUGGGGUGCCUACGAUGAGACCCUCGUCAGCUCGCACGAGGACGGACUGCUUGUGGUCAGCGAAGGAACGAGAUCAACAAGAGGGUGAUUGAGCUGACUCAUCGCUCGUGAAUGUGUCUUUGCUGUCUGCAGGUAUGGGACGUCUUUACAGGCACCCCUGUGUGGGAGAUCCAAGCACACGAUGCGUAAGCUGAGGGAGGGAUGAAUAUCGCAGCGACAAGCCUUAGACUGAUGUGUCGCUGUGUCUGCCAGGAGCAUUCCCUCCAUGUGCCUCAGUGAAGACCGCUAUUUGUGCCUGACGGUACUUCCCAGGGAACGAAGAGGCGACACGCGAUUUAUGUGCACGUGUGUGGGUGUGCUGUCACGUUUGCCUCAGGCGUGCAAGGACGCGUCCGCGAAGCUCUGGGACCUGCUCAACAAGAAAUGCGUCAAGGAGUACAAGACCGACAGAGGCCUCAACGCCUGCUCCAUCUCACCAAGAUACAACGCACGAGAAAACAAAAGGUACCCAACAUACGAGCCCACCCAAUCAUCCAUCCAUCCAUCCAUCCCAUUCAUCACGGCCUGUCUUGUUCACCUCUGCGUCUGUCUGUGUGCAGGUAUCACAUUCUGUUGGGCGGCGGUCAGUCGGCCGAGGAGGUGACGACCACGGCAGCCGGAGAGGGCAAGUUUCAGGCGCUGCUGUACCACAUGGUGUUUGCCGAGGAGCUGGGGUCCGUCAAGGGCCACUUCGGGCCCAUCAACACCAUCGCAUUCAUGCCCGGCGGAGACGGAUACGCAUCAGGUGCGCCCGACAGGACGGACAUGACGUGCGUUCGCUGAGAUGCAGCGAUGAUGUAUCUGUGUGGAUGCAUGUCUGUGACCAGGUGGUGAGGAGGGUUAUGUUCGUCUUCAUCACUUCGACGAGUCUUACUGGUCCAACAAAUACUACGACUGAUGCUUGGUCGGGGGACUGGCCCGAGGGAUGUCGCCUUCGUUGUUUGUGACAGUCAGACGACUUGGGACAAGACGCUGCAUGUGUGUAACGCGUCCAUGGAGUUUAAAUCGCUGUUUUAUUGCA
Messenger RNA from Vitrella brassicaformis, 1937 nucleotides. The record is from the annotation of a GenBank genome assembly. Lineage: Eukaryota; Vitrellaceae.